This is a messenger RNA of Cydia fagiglandana, 519 nucleotides long. RefSeq lists its product as uncharacterized. The record is from RefSeq and is a predicted model, not a curated record. NCBI's taxonomy places the organism in Eukaryota, Metazoa, Arthropoda, Insecta, Lepidoptera, Tortricidae. Bases 37 to 495 code for a protein of 152 amino acids. The transcript is spliced from 3 exons. Gene Ontology annotation, biological process: sleep; positive regulation of voltage-gated potassium channel activity; regulation of synaptic transmission, cholinergic.
AAAAUUUCUGGAUAAAUUUUCAUCACACUUGUCUCAAUGUGGAGCACACAGUGCUUCGUGCUGCUGACCGUGGCGGGCGCGGCGGCGGGCCUGUCCUGCUACAACUGCUCGGAGACCCAGUACGAGACCAACCAGUGCGCCGGCAGCUUCGGCACGGGCGCCAUCUCGUUCAAUGCUUCCAGGCUGCGAUUGGCUACCUGCACGGGAGAUAACGCCAUGUGCUUCGUCCGCUCUUGGUCGGCGCGCGCUAAACACGCGUGGCUGGUGCAGCGCGGCUGCUACAAGUCCAGCCCCGACGACCCGCUGCCGCACACCGUGCGCAGCCCCACCAGGGCCAUGUCGUGUAAACGAGAGAGGUACAGAGACGCAGAAUACAGAGUCUGCCUCUGCCAAGCGGACUGGUGCAACUCUGCGAAGUGGGACCUGCAUACGCCACUCCAUGUGAGCACUUUGGUCGGGUUAGCGAAUGUAUUACGCUCUUUAUAUCUGCCAUAAUCAUUAAAUUAAUACAGAUUACGA